Molecule: messenger RNA, 811 nt
Organism: Camelina sativa (false flax)
Lineage: Eukaryota; Viridiplantae; Streptophyta; Magnoliopsida; Brassicales; Brassicaceae
Source: RefSeq, a predicted model, not a curated record
AGAUUUUUUUCUUUUUUUCUGCAACUCUCUCUCCCUCGCGACUCUCUCUCUCUCGUUCUCUUCUCUUGGCGAAUCGGAAGAAAUCUACAACACUUCGACUUGAUUUUUUUCUUUUUUCUGCAACUCUCUCUCCCUCGCGACUCUCUCUCUCUCUCGUUCUCUUCUCUUGGCGAAUCGGAAGAAAUCUACAAAACUUCGACUUCAUCUCACCUCCGAUCAUCUUCUCAGGAUCCAACGCGAUGACAAACCCAAACCCAACCGUUGAUUGAAAGCAGCUUCGCCGGUCGCCGUCAGUAACAAACUAACAAAUAAACCUCAGCUUAACUCGAUCUGGCACUGGCAGGUCUGAGAUUCCAUCCCGAAGAAGAUUUGACGUAACUUGAUGGAGCGUUUGUCGUCACUUCUGCUGGUUUUAAUCAUCGGUGGACUCCUAACUCCACUAGGAGGAGUGUCACUCCCGACCUUGACAAUCCAUAGUCCCGACGGGGAUCUCAUCGACUGCAUCAGGCGAGAAGAUCAAAUAGCCUUCCGCCAUCCGCUUCUCAAAAACCAUUUAAUUCAGGAAGCACCAACGGACAUGCCAUAUACGGUGAACAAAGAAGAAAAUGGAUGGCAAGUCUGGCACAAGAACGGGACAAAAUGUCCUGAGGGGUCUAUUCCAGUACGACGGCUACCUUUACAUCAGAACCAGACGGUCCAGACGAUCAGUUCUAACGCCGCGGAUAGAGUCAUCAAUGGACAUGAGUUCUAUAAGCGGGUUUUCAUUUUAGUGGGUUUCAAACAACACUCUCUAUUGGUUGGUGGAUUCUAA